AUGGAAGUCUUCAUGGAUGACUUCUCAGUUUAUGGAGACUCCUUCACUCAUUGUCUCCAUAACUUGGAGCUCAUUUUGAAGAGGUGUGAAGAGACUAAUCUGGCACUCUGCUGGGAGAAGUGCCAUUUUAUGGUCCGUGAGGGGAUUGUGCUCCGGCACAAGAUCUCCAAGCAGGGGAUUGAGGUGGAUCGCGCGAAGAUUGAGACGAUCAGUAAGCUACCUCCUCCCGUUUCUGUGAAGGGGAUUCGCAGCUUUCUGGGUCAUGCAGGCUUCUACCGGCGCUUCUUCAAAGAUUUCUCGAAGAUUGCCCUGCCUCUGACCAAGCUGCUAGAGAAGGAUGCACCAUUUCACUUCACUCCUGAGUGCACAGCAGCAUUCGAGACUUUGAAGGAGAAGCUCACCCACGCUCCCAUCAUAGUGACUCCUGAUUGGUCUCUACCCUUUGAGCUGAUGUGCAAUGCGAGUAACUAUGCAAUCGGAGCUGUUCUGGGUCAGAGACGCGGGAAGCACUUCCAGCCCAUCUACUACGCGUCAAAGACCUUGAACGAUGCACAGGAGAAUUACACCACCACUGAAAAGGAGCUCCUCGCUGUGGUGUAUGCAUUUGACAAGUUCCGGCCAUAUCUGGUGCUCUCCCAUGUGGUGGUUUACACAGAUCACUCGGCGAUUCGCUACUUGAUGAGCAAGGCUGAUGCAAAGCCUCGGCUCAUCCGCUGGAUCCUGCUUCUGCAGGAAUUCGACAUAGAAAUCCGGGACAAGAAAGGAGCCGAGAAUGUUGCUGCAGAUCAUCUUUCACGGUUGGAAGCCCCUCCGGUGGACAACUUCGUGGAAGAGAUCGAUGACUCCUUCCCGGGUGAGCGAUUGCUGGCGAUGACACUGGUGGACAACGUGGCCCCUUGGUAUUCUGACUUUGCCAAUUAUCUGGUGGGCAAGCAGUUACCCAAGGGGAUGGCUACUCAUGCAAAGCGCAAGUUCUUCUCCGAUCUGAAGCAUUACUUCUGGGAGGAUCCUUACCUCUUCAGUAUCGGAGCAGACGGCGUGAUCCGGCGCUGUGUCAUGGAGCACGAGAUGGGAGACAUCCUGUCUCAAUGCCACGAGGGACCUACUGGAGGUCACCAUGGAGGAAACCGCACGGCGCAGAAGGUGCUACAGUCGGGCUUCUAUUCCCUCGCUCUUCAAGGAUGCAGACUCCUUCGCACGCCAGUGCGACCGCUGCCAAAGGUCAGGUAA
Messenger RNA from Linum trigynum, 1230 nucleotides. Lineage: Eukaryota; Viridiplantae; Streptophyta; Magnoliopsida; Malpighiales; Linaceae. The record is from the annotation of a GenBank genome assembly.